This is a messenger RNA of Papilio xuthus (Asian swallowtail), 2314 nucleotides long. It is a transcript of the gene l(3)72Dn, whose product is annotated as UTP4 small subunit processome component l(3)72Dn. Bases 134 to 2254 code for a protein of 706 amino acids. Gene Ontology annotation, cellular component: small-subunit processome; t-UTP complex; 90S preribosome. Gene Ontology annotation, molecular function: protein binding; RNA binding. The record is from RefSeq and is a predicted model, not a curated record. The transcript has 11 exons. Gene Ontology annotation, biological process: maturation of SSU-rRNA from tricistronic rRNA transcript (SSU-rRNA, 5.8S rRNA, LSU-rRNA). Lineage: Eukaryota; Metazoa; Arthropoda; Insecta; Lepidoptera; Papilionidae.
CAGUUGUGACACAUGUCGUAAUGUGCUCUGCUCUGUCAAAUAAUUUGAAUGAAACAAUAAUUAUUUACUUAACUGCCAUGUGUAACUGAAACGGUUAAAAAAUACGUAUUUAGAGUAUAUGAGAACUUAAAAAAUGGCAUGUAAACUACAUAGAGUUCGUUACUAUAAUCCAAAACCGGAACCAAUAAAUUGUGUCGCUUUUAGUAAAACUAAUAAAACACUUGCAGUAGCAAGGUCUGACGCCUCUAUAGAGAUUUGGGAUUUAAACUACGCCCCUCAUUUAAUUAAACUUAUACCCGGUGCUGAAAACGCGUCAGUGGAAGCACUGGGAUGGGUUAAAGAUAGAUUGUUAUCAACUGGGCUUGGUGGAGCUUUGCUGGAAUGGGAUGUCAAUACUUUGAGUAUUAAAAACACGGUGAUACUGACAGGGUAUGCUGCAUGGUGCCUUGACGUCGAUCCUAACAAUACUUUAGUAGCCGUGGGUACAGAGCAAGGUUAUAUUAACCUAUACAAUGUUGAAUAUGAUGACAUUGUAUAUAAAAAGUUAUUUGAUAAGCAAGAAGGUAGAAUUAUGUGCUGUAAAUUUGAUAAAACAGGAAAGGUUUUGGUAACAGGGUCUAUCAAUACAAUAAGAGUAUGGAAUGUAGAGACAGGCCAUGCUACUUGCCGCAUUUCUGUCAGUAGACGUGGAAAUGAGAUGAUUGUGUGGUGCCUGGCGGUGCUUUCAGAUAAUGUUGUUGUGUCUGGAGACAGUCAGGGCAGGCUGACAUUUUGGGACAGUGUCCUUGGUGAUCAGAUAGAGACAUAUACCACACAUAAAUCAAACAUACUAUCAAUAGUUGUGUCUGAUGACGAAAAGAAUUUAUACUGCAGUGGAGUCGACCCUGUGAUUAUGAAUUUUGUUAAAGUCAGCAAAGGCUCGGGUAAAAUUACUGGCGCCCAGUGGGUGAAGAAUGUACAGAGGAAUAUUCAUGAGCAUCAAGUGAGAGCGUUAAUUUUAAAUGGAGACAAGCUAGUGUCAGUGGGAGCAGAUGGCUAUCUAACACUAUCAAGCUACCCACCUAAAUGGGUUAUGAGAAUACCACCAAUGAUUCCUGCUGUCAGAUCAGCUGUUUGUGGAAAGAACAAGCUUUUGUUAUUAAGGUAUUCUAAUCACUUAGAAGUGUGGAAAUUAGGAGCAUAUGGAACUAAUGAAAAUGGAAAUGUAAUGAUUGCUGAUGUACAGUCACAGCAAAAUGUAGAUAAAGAAAAUGACAACACACAGUUGGAGCAAGACACAGUAAUAUUAGAUUAUAAGAAAGGUAAUAAAUCGUCAGGCACACAGAAGUUAAAAAUAACUGAUAAACCUUUGAAGCUUAUAUCAGUUAAAACAAAGAAAAACAAACAGAUAGUGAGUUGUGCUCUGUCACCGGAUGGCCAGUUUGUCGCUUAUUCUACUGACAGUGAUGUACGAAUGCUUAAAUUGGAUACAGAGGAUGAAGGUAACAUAUCAUUGACGAAAGUAUUAAUAAGUGGAUUGUCAUCAAUGUGUGACCGUAUGAUGUUCAGCGAGGACUCGCAGACGUUGCUGGUACAUACUCGGGGAGAGAUCAAAGCUCUGCAUGUUGACGCACAAGCCGGUGCCACUGUUAUACAGACAAUAGCAACUGAUAAAUAUUUAAAAAGUAAAACUGCGUUACAUUUACACGUGUCAAAGAAAACUCCAUCGAAUAAUACGUAUUUGGUGAUGGCGGACACUGAUGGUGUGGUGGUGGUGUGGGCGCGCAGUCACAAGAAGUUCGAGCACCACGUGACGCUGCCCAAGUACCGCUGCGUGCCCGCCGCACUCACUGUUGAUACAAACCAUGAAACUCUUAUUAUUGCUUACGUAGACCAAAAGUUAAUUGAAUACGAUCUGUCAAACAAGAAGUUAAGUGAGUGGGGAAACGAGACGCUGCCGGCGCAGUGGCUCGCUCGCCGCAACGCUGUCUCCUCGGUGUCGGUGCACCCCGGCUCUGACGCACUCGUCUUCCAGGACGAAACCUCGCUAUGGAUCAUGAAUAAGAAAUCUAAGAAUACCAACGAAGAACCGAGUGCAAAGAAGAAAUUCAAUAAAAACAACUAUGGUAUGAACCUUAAAAUAAUACCUAUAAAGUAUUUAGCUGGAUUUCAUUGGAUCGGCGACGACGAAGCGGUCACCUUGGAAAUUUUACCAGAAAACAUAGUUUCUCAACUGCCACCGGCGUUUGUUACUAAGAGACACAAUAUGGGUUAAUUAUUUUUUAUCUUAAUAAAAAAAAUGGCAUAUUUAAAAAUAAAACAGUAAUAAGUACAA